UACUCUUGCGACCUUUCGAAGUCUCAACUCCGUUGGUCUGAAUUUCAACUCCUCUCUGCAUCUUUUCUUCCAAAUUUUCGGCGCAGAAGGAACUUGAUUUCAACCAAUGUUCCUUCGAAAUCCAUUCCCAAACUAAAGGAACUGAAAUUGAAUUGGGAAAGUAGACUCCACGUUCUUGCAAUCCGUUUUUUUGAAGUUUAAACCUCUGGAAGCAUCACUUCCCUUUCAAGUACUGCCGCCAAGCUUGGUUUAGACGUCAUAUCCUUUUAUCUUACCAAUUUUUUGGUUUUGAUUUCAUUUUGAGAUGGAGGAAAAGAACGAGGAAGUGGAAGAUGUAGGGAGUGCGUCUGGCGAUUCUUUUAUCGAUGAAUCAGAAGAUGAUGGGCCAUCAACAUCUGGUCAGGACGAGCAAUUGCAUCUCGAGGAACCUUUGACUGAGCAAGAGAUAGAGGAUUUGGUGGCCGAGUUUUUGGAAGUUGAGAGUAAGGCUGCAGAGGCUCAAGAAGCACUUGAAAAGGAGUCUCUUACCAAAGUGGAGAAUGAAGUUAGAGGAGAACUGGCAUUGACUCUUAAUGGUGAUGAUUUGGAAACAGCCGUUGCAAAUGAAAUGUCUAUUUUUACAGAAGAGUGGGAAGGUGCGCUUGACGAGCUUGAGAUCGAGAGUGCUCAUUUGUUGGAGCAACUUGAUGGUGCUGGUAUUGAGCUACCAAGUCUCUACAAGCUAAUUGAAAGUCAGGCUUCUAAUGGUUGCUAUACUGAAGCUUGGAAAAAAAGGAUACACUGGGUAGGCUCUCAGGUAACUGGUGAUCUUCUUGCAUCUGUAUCUGACGCAGAGAAGACCCUCCAAACUCAAAGGCCCGUAAGGAGACGACAUGGUAAACUUUUGGAGGAGGGAGCAAGUGGAUAUCUACAGAAGAAAUUUUCCGAGAGUGAGGGAAUCGUAACAAAAAAUUUGGAAGUUGAUUGGAGUUCUCUUAAUAAGGUUUUUUCGGAAGGUUCAAAGGACAAUGACACAUUGUUCGGUAGCAAGAACUGGGCUUCUGUGUACUUGGCCAGCACUCCGCAGCAAGCUGCAGAAAUGGGACUCAAAUUUCUGGGAGUUGAUGAGGUAGAGGAGAUAGAUGACGUCGAUGGAAAUUCUUGUGAUCCAUUUGUUGCAGCUGCCAUUGCAAAUGAAGAAGAAUUGGAUCUUUCCGAAGAACAAAAGAAAAAAUUCAGAAAGGUCAAAGAAGAAGAUGAUGCCAUUUUUGAUAGAAAACUCCAAAUUCAUUUGAAACAAAAACGAUAUCAGAAGAGAUAUAAACAGGAGGUCUUGCAAAAAGAUGUUUCCCCUGUUGAAAAAGUGAUACAAAGAGAUGAAGAGCAGCUUGUUUCUCUUGUUGACUGUUUGAACCCUGUUUCAGAUGAGAAAACUGAUGGACGUCAAAAGGGGGUCUCUGAUGAUGAAAAUGGAGAUGGUUGCCAUAAUCUGAAGAUCGACAUACCCAAUGGUUCUGAUGCUUCAAGUGAUAAUGACAUGGCAAGGUCUAUGGAGAAUACCGCUUCUGUGCUUCCUUCAGCUUUAUCUGAUUUUGUGGAGCCUUUAGGUUCAAAGCGUUUAAUUGAUACGAGAGAAUUGAAUGUUCAAACUAAAAGGAGUCGAACCAUCAGUGUACAUAACGAUGAAAGUUCCCUGGUAAAGGAGCAUUCUACUUCCAAUCUGACGAAGUUGGACAACGUAUGCAACAUGAAACAAAAUGACCAUGGUGCUGAUUCUCUUCCACCAGAGAGUCUGAACAAGAAGAUCCGCUGUACUGCUUGUGAUCAAGUGGUUAUUAAAGCAUAUGCACAUCCCUUUCUAAAAGUAAUUGUUUGUGCAGAUUGCAAAUGUUUGAUGGAUGACAAGAAGAAUGUAAAGGAACCUGAUUGCUCUGAAUGCUAUUGUGGAUGGUGUGGACGAAAUGCUGAUUUAGUUAGUUGUAAAUCAUGCAAAACUCUAUUUUGCAUCAGUUGCAUUAGGAGGAACCUUGGUGUCGAGUGCUUGAUCAAGGCCCAGUCUUCUGGCUGGCACUGCUGUUGUUGUUGCCCAAGUCUCUUGGAACGCUUGACUAUGCAGUUGGAGGAGGCCUUAGGAUCUGGAGAUUUGACAGGUUCCAGCUCCGAUAGCGAUUCAGACAACCCAAAUGCAGAUAUAAAUGUAACCAUAAGCUCAAAGAGAAAGCGUAAGAAAAAGAUACGGAGGAUACUUGAUGAUGCUGAACUAGGAGAAGACACUAAAAAGAAAAUUGCCAUAGAAAAGGAACGCCAAGAACGUCUGAAAUCUUUACAAGUUCAGUUUUCCUCAAAUUCUAAAAUUAUGAGCUCUGCUGGCUUUUGUGGAAACCUAUCUGAAGGUGCUAGUGUUGAAGUCCUUGGUGAUGUUUCCACUGGAUAUAUAGUGAACGUUGUGAGGGAAAAGGGAGAAGAGGCAGUUAGAAUGCCAUCGAGCAUUUCGUCGAAGUUGAAAACCCAUCAGGUUUCUGGAAUAAGAUUUAUGUGGGAAAAUAUCAUUCAAUCAAUAAGGAAAGUGAAGUCUGGUGAUAAAGGCCUUGGAUGUAUUCUUGCUCAUACAAUGGGCCUUGGUAAAACUUUCCAGGUUAUAGCAUUCUUAUACACUGCAAUGAGAAGUGUGGACUUGGGUCUACGAACUGCUCUUAUAGUCACCCCUGUUAAUGUGUUGCAUAAUUGGCGGCAAGAAUUUUUAAAGUGGAAGCCUUCAGAAUUAAAGCCUCUUCGUGUUUUCAUGCUAGAAGAUGUAACAAGGGAGAGAAGGGCAGAGUUGCUUGCAAAGUGGAGAGCUAAGGGUGGUGUCUUUUUAAUUGGUUAUAGUGCUUUCCGGAAUCUAUCACUUGGUAAACAUGUCAAGGACCGACACAUGGCUAAAGAAAUUUAUCAUGCAUUGCAGGAUGGACCAGAUAUACUUGUUUGUGAUGAGGCCCACAUGAUUAAAAAUACCAAGGCUGAUAUAACCCAGGCUUUGAAACAAGUGAAAUGCCAGAGAAGGAUUGCGUUAACUGGAUCACCACUACAAAACAAUCUCAUGGAGUAUUAUUGCAUGGUCGAUUUUGUGAGAGAAGGUUUCCUGGGAAGUAGCCAUGAGUUUAGGAACCGCUUUCAGAACCCUAUAGAGAAUGGGCAGCAUACUAAUUCUACUCUGGAUGAUGUUAAAAUAAUGAACCAGAGGUCUCAUAUCCUAUAUGAACAGUUAAAAGGGUUUGUUCAAAGAAUGGACAUGACUGUGGUAAAGAAGGACUUGCCACCUAAAACUGUCUUUGUGAUAUCCGUUAAGCUUUCUCCCUUACAGAGGAAGUUAUACAAAAGAUUUCUUGAUGUGCAUGGAUUUAAUAAUGGCAAGGAUUCCAGUGAACAGUUGAGGAAGAGAAGCUUUUUUGCUGGAUACCAAGCAUUAGCCCAGAGGUUGAUUAGCACUUUGAUGAGAGAAGUGCGAGCCGCGAGGGGGGUCCAUUAG
Molecule: messenger RNA, 3487 nt
Organism: Momordica charantia (bitter melon)
Lineage: Eukaryota; Viridiplantae; Streptophyta; Magnoliopsida; Cucurbitales; Cucurbitaceae
Source: RefSeq, a predicted model, not a curated record